AUGAAUCUGCUCAACUUCAUCUUCGCCUUGCUGGCUCUCGUCUCCGUCUUCGUCACCGUCAACGCCAAGAAACCUGACUGCGACAAGUGUAGUCCCGUAGGCGCCAUUCGAUGUGUCCCUCUACGCAGUGCCUACCAUAUGUACUGCGGCGACAACAACUGCUGGCAUUUCGAUAUAUUCGGUUGUCCUCAAGGCCACCACUGCCUCGACGAUCCCCAACGCUGCGUCCUGACGAGCGAGGCCUGCCGCGGUUGCGACGACUUCUACGACGCCUGCUCUAGUAACAACAACAACGACUGUGAUCACAAGUGCAAGGAAGACUGCGAGCGCAGGAUGUGCGCGCUCGACGGAGGCAGGUGCAAGCACCAGUGUCUGCACCAGACCUGCAAGAAGUGGGCCAUGUAG
This is a messenger RNA of Plenodomus lingam JN3, 405 nucleotides long. The record is from RefSeq and is a predicted model, not a curated record. NCBI's taxonomy places the organism in Eukaryota, Fungi, Ascomycota, Dothideomycetes, Pleosporales, Leptosphaeriaceae.